AUGGACCAGCAACCGCACCUCAACAAUAAUCCUUAUCCUCCAUAUUCGCCUGCCGACGGCGCACGUCGUCCUCUCCCACCUCACUCUCGGCGAUCCGCCUCCAUCGACACGAUCGCGAACACAGCACAGGGUGCGAGAAUGCAGAUUGAGCGGCAGAAUGGCGCAAUGCCUAUGCCGGUGGGCAACAACCAGCGCUUCCCGAUGAUGGAAGGCAACGGCAACGGACUACCGCAGCGUAUGGCUGUCAGUCCGCCCAAGAACAAGAACACUCAACAUGUUCCUUGCAAGUUCUUCCUCCAAGGGCAAUGCCAAGCUGGCGCAAUGUGCCCAUUCUCGCACGAUAUCGAGUCCACGACCCGACCGGCACCUUGCAAGUACUUUGCGAAGGGAGGCUGCAAAUUUGGCAGAAAAUGCGCCCUCCUACAUAUCACACAGGAUGGGCAUGUCGUGAACCCCCGGAUGCCAUAUCCACCGCCACAGCGUUACAUGCAGGGUCCACCACAACCUCCACCACCUUCAGCAUAUGGUCAACCACCGCCAGGAUUGCUGUCAAUGCAGGCGCAAGGUCUCGAACAACGGCCGAAUGGAGGAGACAUGACGCCGCAGGAUUUCGAGCACUACCAGUAUGCACCGCGAAGUGGCUACGACACUCCCCAGAUCGAUAUGACUUACACCUCGGCAUCACCCAAAUAUGGUUCACCUCCGCAACAAGACCGCAUCGCGACUUCACCACCUCAGAAAGGACUAUCUGUGCUUGACGCUCCUCUACCAAACUCUUUCGACAGCAAUGGCAUAUCUUUCGCCGCACGCAAUGGACCUUUCGCAGCGUCUGUACCCUCAAAAUGGAACCUAGACUCUCCGCCUUCUUCCCUCCCUCGAAACUCGCAGCUUGGCAGCACGGCUCUACGAGACUUGCGCACUUCAGCUUUCGGCGAUCGAGGUAUGGACAGUUUGAUCGCGAGCAUGGGAUCCUCACCACCAAGCGGCACGGACGAGCCGAUCUCAUUCGAGAAGCGACCUCUACACUCGGAUAGACUACGAGCCUCGCGCAACUUCAUGUCAGCUAGCUUGGGCACACGACCACCCAUGAUGGGCAACUUCAUCGAGUCCUCAGAUGAUGACGAUGGAGCGGACUCGGAAAGGGAAGAAGAUCUACUUCCGUCUAGCCUACACGAUCUGAUCCCGGAUAUCAAGGCCAGGAAAGAGUCGAGGUCGUCGCGCAACCACGAAGAUGGCAGCCCAGCCUCGUUCUUGGCAGCUUCGCGACGUUCGAUAUCUGGCCAUACUUCGCCGCAUUUGUCAGGCAGCCCAGGAUCUCGCUUUUCGGGGAUGUUCUCACAGAAUGCGGCCCGAGAUGGCCUUGGCCAUGUUGGUUCACCUUUGCGCGACUCUUCCUUCCCUACAUCGCAUUCUGCUGGCUUCUCAUCGAAUGGCGAAUUGAGUCCAGGCCUCAGCAGCCCUCCGCGACAAGCUAGCAUGAGCAUGCUUACACAGGAGCUGCAACGUACGAAGCUGGAUGCAGCACGCGGGAAAGGAGCCCCAGCACCCACAAGAACGCUGUCGAACGGAUCUGCCGGUAGGACCAGCAUGGAUCGAGCGCUGAGCAGCAAUAGCGUCAGCCAGCGGAUCGAAGAAGAGCAGGAGGUCUUCAGCAUGGACUUUGACAGCACGCCAAAGCGGAACGACAUCAACUUUGGAGCAAUAGGAGGCGGCCGAACGGCGAAGUAG
Molecule: messenger RNA, 1728 nt
Organism: Fulvia fulva
Lineage: Eukaryota; Fungi; Ascomycota; Dothideomycetes; Mycosphaerellales; Mycosphaerellaceae
Exons: 2
Coding region: 1-1728 (575 amino acids)
Biological process (GO): protein polyubiquitination
Molecular function (GO): ubiquitin protein ligase activity; metal ion binding
Source: RefSeq, a predicted model, not a curated record